AUGUCUGAUAAAGAAAAUAGUGUUUGAACAAGUAAAUGUCGAUGGUCACUCGCUCCAACCAGUGAAGAAAAAUCUGAAAUUGUAAAAUUUUCAAAACAGUACAAUUUAAAAUCGAAUAAUAAUGAUCAUCUAUCAGCAUUUGAAGAAUCUCAAACUGAAGACGAAAAUAAUGAUCAUCAAGUCGAACAGUCUCUUUCAAAAUUACAGAUUGACAAAAGUGACAGUAAUGAAAGUUUACAAGAAUACAAAACCAGUGUCAAUAGUCGAAAAAAUGAACAUAUAGAAGAAGAUAUCAAUCUAACAGGUGAAGAAGAAUUUUAUUUAUCAGAAGAUACAAAUCCAAAAGAUAUGUCUUUGGAAGAGAAGCUUUCAGACAAUCACGAAAUGGAUAUUCUUGGUAUAAUGAAUCUAUCUUCAAUGAAUAUAACUGAUGAUGAUAUGAUAUUAAUCAUACAACGAGUUUUUUAUGAUAAUAAAUCAAAAUGUAUUGGUCUUAUCUUACGUGAUAAUGCUUUAACAUCGACUGGUGUUAAAAUGCUCGUUGAUACAUUAAUUUCAUCACGAACUAAAUUAAAAUAUCUCAGUCUUUCGAAUAAUCCAAAUAUAGGAGAUAAAGGAAUCGAACAUUUAAUUAAUUUAUUACAAAAAAAUCGAUCAGUUACUUUUCUUGCUUUACCAAAUACGAAUAUAACAGAUCAUGGUGUUCGAUUAUUAGCCGAUGUACUUUGUGGUGUUAAUACUGAUUCAACAUGUCCACCUUUGGAAAAGCUUCAUAUAUCAUUCAAUAAAUCAAUAACUGAUCAAUCAUUCGAAGCUCUUAUUCAAAUAAUUGAACAAAAUCAAACAUUGAAAUUACUUUCUUUACAACAUUGUAGUUUAUCGGAUAAAAUUCGACGAAAAUUAAGAAAAGCAGUUAUAAAAAAUAAGAAAAAAAAAUUUUGUCUUUCUGAAUAA
Rotaria sp. Silwood1 is the source of this 954-nucleotide messenger RNA. The record is from the annotation of a GenBank genome assembly. NCBI's taxonomy places the organism in Eukaryota, Metazoa, Rotifera, Eurotatoria, Philodinida, Philodinidae.